Molecule: messenger RNA, 1107 nt
Organism: Glycine soja
Lineage: Eukaryota; Viridiplantae; Streptophyta; Magnoliopsida; Fabales; Fabaceae
Product: ethylene-responsive transcription factor ERF017-like
Exons: 1
Coding region: 171-812 (213 amino acids)
Biological process (GO): regulation of DNA-templated transcription
Molecular function (GO): DNA binding; DNA-binding transcription factor activity
Source: RefSeq, a predicted model, not a curated record
AACACCCAUUCAGAAAACACAAACAAACGCAGCCAAAACAACAACUAACGACAAAGAUUCUUCCCCAACACAAGGGAAAACCGGAGCAACAAAAAAAGUAACACACACGCACACACGCAUCAUCGUAUAACAUUUGUUUUAUUUUUUUUAAAGAGCGAGUGUUGUAACAAAUGGUGAAGUCGAAGAGCGUGGAGAAACCUGCGGAGGAACAACAACGAGGUGGUGUUUCAGCGUACAGAGGAGUACGGAAGAGGAAGUGGGGGAAGUACGUGUCGGAAAUUAGGCUGCCCAACAGCCGUCAAAGGAUUUGGUUGGGUUCCUACGACAGCGCCGAAAAGGCGGCGCGUGCAUUCGACGCGGCCAUGUUCUGCUUACGUGGCAGCGGUGCCAACUUUAAUUUCCCGAGCGACCGGCCCAACAUCGCUGGCGGGAGGAACAUGACGCCCUCGCAGAUUCAGAUCGCCGCGGCGCGUUUCGCCAAUUCGGAGCCCCGAAAGGAGUGUUCGGGUAAACCCGUGGAGUCUUUGACUUCGAUUGAGGAAACGACGUCGUUUCCAGUAAAUUCGGAUACGGAUACAUCUUCUCCUCUAUCAGUAGUGACGAUCCAAAACGACACCGAAGUAGCAACCGGGUCGUUUCCGGGUAUAUUUUCGGGUUUCGGGUCGGGUAAUUUCGUCCCCGAAUUCUCCGAUUUUCCGAGCUUCGAUGAUUUCGGCCACGAUUUCUUCGUGCAUGAGCUUCCGGGUUUCGAUUACGGAGAAGAGAACUUGGAUGGGUUGAUAAUUCAGGACUCGUUCCUGUGGAAUUUCUAAGCGGGUCGGGGUUAGGAUAAUUUUAUUAUAUCCCAACCGUGUUUAGAAUUCGGAUCGGAUCCGGAUUUGGGUUGGUCAAUUUUUGUGAGACCAUGCCCUCUGUGUUAGUAGUUAGUGAUGGUAAUGUUUUUUUUAUGUACCUAGUAGUCAAGGUUUCGAUUUUUUGGGAUGAGAAUCAUAAUUUAUUUAUUUGUCAUGACUCAUGUCAUUAAUUGUAAAGUUGUCUGCUGAUAGUGUAAUUUUCUUUUGGCCAUUCAUUCAAUUAUAAAAAUGAUAAGAUAUUUUCGUCUGGAUA